This is a messenger RNA of Eleginops maclovinus (Patagonian blennie), 2105 nucleotides long. RefSeq names its product zinc finger MYM-type protein 1-like. Lineage: Eukaryota; Metazoa; Chordata; Actinopteri; Perciformes; Eleginopidae. Bases 174 to 2105 code for a protein of 643 amino acids. The record is from RefSeq and is a predicted model, not a curated record. The transcript has 4 exons.
GGUUAGCAGCAGACGAGGAGGGAGGGAUCGCUGCGCAUCAGACAGACGCUGAAAUCACAGGCGCAUGCCCUUCUGCAUCGGAUGAGGAAGAUGCCGUGCAUCGGGUGGCUGCUGAUGGCAGAGAUAGGCAUACCGCAGGUGCAUCGGAUGAGGGAGGAGAUGCCGUGCAUCAGAUGGCUGCUGAUGACAGAGAUGCGUGUACCGCAGCCGCAGGUGAGGAAGAUGUCUCUGGAUGUGCCGUUGACUCUUCUUCAACUGAGGGAGAGACCAUUACGGGGCCUGAAGAAGAAAUCCGGGACAGCGAGAAUGUUGGGAGUGGGACUUCUUCUGAUCUUGAAUGCGCUGUUGAUAGGCCUUCUGAUCCUUACCCUAGUGACAGGGCUAAUUUCCCUGUUGACAUCUCUGACAGUGAUGUUAAGAGAUCGAUUAUAAAGCAGGGGCCAUGCAAAUACGAAGGCCCCUAUCCGAGGGAUGCUAGAGGCAGGUGCUUUUCUAAAGAGUACUAUAACCGUGUGUCCAAGAAAGGUACACAGAUAUCACGCAAAUGGUUGUGUUACUCUCCUAAAAUGGAUCGUGUGUAUUGCCAGUGUUGUUGGUUGUUUGGUGACAGAACGUCUGUGGGCCAUAAUUUGGCAUGGACAACCGGGAUUAAUGACUGGCAAGGUCUUUCGCGGAAGAUCAGAGAGCACGAACAUGCCCGUUGCCACUUGUCAGCCUGUGUUGUGUAUGAUACAUGGCAGCAAAAUGUAACCAUCGACGAAAGGAUUUCAUCUGAUUUCAAAAGUGAGGUUAGUUUUUGGUCAGAUGUUUUAAAAAGGAUUGCUGACGUUACAUUAACCCUUGCGUCCUGUAACUCCGCUUUCCGUGCGCACCACGAGAAACUAGGAGAAAUCAAUAAUGGAAACUUUCUGGCCCACAUCGAACUCCUUGCGCGUUACGACCCCGUGUUGGAGAAGUUGAUCAGAAGUAAAAGUAAAAUCAAAUACUUAAGCCCAAAAAUUCAAAACGAGAUGAUCUCAAUCAUGGCACAAACUGUCUUAGACGAAAUAGUGAAAGAAAUCCAUGAGGCAGAAUUUUAUUCGGUCAUAUUAGACACAACACAAGACAUUUCCAAAGUGGAUCAGCUAAGCCAAGUGCUCCGCUAUGUCACGAUUCCUAAAGAUGACAAUGAUGUGCCCUCAGACGUGCAAAUUCACGAGAGUUUCAUGGGUUUCCAUUCAGUCCACGACCAAAGCGCACACGGCUUAGAAAAAAUUAUUCUCGAGCUGUUAGAGAUGAAAGGAAUCUCGGUCAAUAAAUGCAGAGGACAGGGAUACGAUGGCGCAGCCACAAUGAGCGGGGUCUACUCUGGCUUACAAAAAAGAAUCUCGGAUAGGGAACCAAAUGCAAUGUACGUUCAUUGCGCUUCUCACAAUCUAAAUCUAGUUUUAAACGAUGCGUGCCAGAAUGUGGCAAAGGUGAGAGCGUACUACGAUACAGUAGAGAAACUGUAUGACUUCUUCAGCGCAAGCAUUAAACGUUGGGAAAUUUUGGAAGUGCAGUUCAAAGUGGCAGGGCAGCCAACUCUUAAACGUCUAUGCCCGACACGUUGGGCAUCCAGAAAUGAUGCGGUGCGCGCCCUUCGGUUUCGUUACCCAGGCGUAAUGAAAGCGCUCACUAAAAUAUCCCUGCUGUCCAAAAAACCCAAAGAACGCGCGGAGGCCACUGGUCUCAAAGCCAGCAUGGAAAAUUUUGAAUUUGUGUUUCAAACGGUCAUACAGGCAAGCCAGUAUCUCUCAAGUGCGUCUGACAGCCUUGCGUCACUCAGAGGUGAAUAUGACAGCCUCAAAGAAGCUGCCCAAGACCUGGCCAAAUUGCGGGGUAUCUCUCCUGUAUUUCCCGAGAAACGCAACAGGCGUACGAAAACCUAUUUCGACGAAUUGUGUGAGGACGAAAGGCUUACGAAUGCAGAGGAGAAUUUUAAAGUGUCGGUCUUCUACGCCACUUUAGACAUAGUCGUUGCGCAGGUGGGUCGCAGGUUUGAAAGCAUGCGAGAAGUGGCACGAAGGUUUGGGUUUUUACGCCCCGAGGAACUCAUCUCGAAAUCCGAUGAUCCUGUCAUUUAG